This is a messenger RNA of Ochlerotatus camptorhynchus, 806 nucleotides long. RefSeq lists its product as uncharacterized. The transcript has 4 exons. Bases 79 to 771 code for a protein of 230 amino acids. The record is from RefSeq and is a predicted model, not a curated record. NCBI's taxonomy places the organism in Eukaryota, Metazoa, Arthropoda, Insecta, Diptera, Culicidae.
CGUUGUCUUCAUUGUGUUUCCAUCCGCCGAAGACGACGCAUUUCUCCGUACCCAUUAACGCGUGUAUUUCAAGGUGCAAUGGCGAGGAUUGAUUUCUUGUUAUCUGUGGUGUGUCUUGCAGCAGUGCUUAUUCUUCCCCUCAACAGUGCCAUCGAUCCAACCGAUCAAAUAUGGGAACCAAAGUCGGCAGAUGAAUUGCGUAACUUUAUACGUAUGAGUAAUGAGAGAAUGAAAUACAUGGGUGAUGAAAAUAAUCCACUAUCCAAACAGUUACUCAAUCCAAAUCCGCUGGCAUCCGUAACAGGAAUUUUAAUUAAUGGAUGUCAAUGCACCAAUGGACAAUGCAGCUGUUGUACAGGUAUGUUCAGUCUUCGAGGAUGCAUGAAUCUCACAUACAUUCCCGAAGAAUUUGCGUUCGAUUUUAGAAUGCUGGUCAACAAUCGUGUUUUGUACAAAAAUAAGGUGACGGGAAAAAAUCCACCACCAGUAUGUGUGAACCCCCCGAGAUUCGAUUAUGUUGAAGUAUGUGCCAAAUUCUACGAUCUCUAUUUUGUUGGCCGUAACGUGCAUGUAUGUCUAGAAAUGAAUGGAAGCUUCGAAGGAUAUGAGCUUUUUUCAAGGGAGUUUAAUUGUUUGCGAAUGGGAGACAAAGGUGUCAAAAUACUCAAGCCUGGUGAUAAUUCAGGAUUGCCAACUAAACCCCCUGGACUUGAAGCAGAAAUAGAUGCAGGAUCGGAGGAUAUCGAUGAUUAUGAUGAGGCAGUUAUAUAAUCUGCAUUAAUGAAAGAAAUAAGUGGAUGAUUAUA